Molecule: messenger RNA, 2211 nt
Organism: Dunckerocampus dactyliophorus (ringed pipefish)
Lineage: Eukaryota; Metazoa; Chordata; Actinopteri; Syngnathiformes; Syngnathidae
Gene: ssuh2rs1
Product: ssu-2 homolog, related sequence 1
Exons: 11
Coding region: 858-1820 (320 amino acids)
Source: RefSeq, a predicted model, not a curated record
UAUGGAGCCCUGCAUAGCCAUCCGUGGAUAUAUGCGUGGAUAUUUAACUGCCUGUACAUGAAAGGAUUAACUGCUCACAUGUCAUGCCUCUGUUCUUUGAACAGAGAACAGUACAGAAAGGGAAAUAUGGAUCAUCCAGGCCUUGCUUUUUUACUAUUGUCAUCGGACCAAAAUUACAUUUUUGUCUACCAAAAAAUAAACACCACCGGCUAGCAUAUGUUAAAAAUAGUGAUUUACGAGAACCCAAAAUUUCUAUAUUUUUCCACAAUUACGAGUUAAACGGCAUAAAAAUCUGCGUAAAUUUUUGUUUGGCUCCAAUAAGAUAAUUGGUCACCAACGACUUCUGGUAUUCACGUACAUGUCCGUAGCACGUCCACACACACACAGCAGUCUCAGAGAGGCGAUCAACAAUUUGCAGUAAUGAUAUCGUUACGAUAGGCUAUACAUUUACAUAAAAUGAUAGCUAACGUUAGUAGCUAAACUUUGUCAAAUCACCAUCAUUAGCUGACAACAAACUCAAGGAAUGCACAAACGCAUAUUACGCAGGGUGUAGCUUACAUUCUCCACGUCAGUGCCCCCUAGGCAGCCGCUCUACAGGACAUACAGCAGCUUUAAGGGCACAUUAACAACACGUAGCAUACUGUAGAAGCUUCUUGACAAUUAUAUCAAUAAUUUGUCCUGCUCUAAAUACCGCAAUAAUUCUCGUGAUGUAUUACUUUUACUGUCUUACUGUCUUUACUUUUUAUGUCACUCUUUGAGCAGGUCUACAGUAGAAGCAUGCUCCUCAUACAUGAAGCAAAACCAACUAAACCUCUCAUGAGCAAGCUUUUGGUGAUUGAGGAUUUCUCCCUCCUCCGAUGCCUAUGCAUCCUACUCCUCAACCUCAACCUGGGCCUGACCAACCACAGUGGAAUAUUCCAUCCAUAAGUGAGACUACAGCGCGGGAAGCGUUUGCUCUGUGGGCCUCCAGCAAGUGUUGUUACAGUUCAGCACCAGCAAAAGAUGGUGUGAUCACCAACAUGGAGGCUUUUAAUACCUACAGGUACCGCUUGGAAACCUUCACUGAGUCAAGAUCUACUGAGUGGAGUCACGAGCCGUACAAUGGCCAACCAGUGGAUGCAUACGCUCAACCACCUCCAGGGCCAUGGGAUAUUCCUGCUGCAGCCCCCAAUUAUUUUGUGGAUGGAAAACAGAUCAUAAAAGUGCCCUACACUUCAUCUAUGAAGAGCUGCCAUGUUUGCAUAGGAAUGGGGCGAAAACCUUGCAAAGACUGUGCUGGGGCUGGCAAUAAAGUUUGUUGGGUGUGCAAUGGAGCUGGCUUCCGUCAUGGAGAUGAGCGAUGCAAUCACUGCUUUGGCAGAGGAAGGGAAAACUGCCACCACUGCCAGGGGCAAGGAUCCACGCAAUGUCCCACAUGUCAAGGAAGACAGCAGCUUUUGGUCUACAUCAACCUGACUGUAAAAUGGACAAACAACUGUGAUGACUAUGUUGUGGAGCAGUCCAGUGGCCUUAAGGUGGAUAACCUCAGCAAAGUGUCUGGGAAGGAGCUUUUCAGAGAUGCUCAGUACUUGGUGUACCCAGUGAUGGGUUUCCCAGACCCUGCUGUGGUAAAUGCUGCACAGCGUUUAGUCAAUGAACACCAGGGCAGGUUCUCCCGGACGUCUCGCAUUCUGCAACAGCGUCAAACUAUUGAGCUGAUCCCUGUGACCAAGGUUACCUAUUCAUGGAAAGGGAAAACAAACCUUUACUUUGUGUAUGGCAAUGAAUUCAAAGUCGAUGCAGACAACUACCCCGCCACCUGUUGCUGUACUGUGAUGUAACUGCAGAUGCUGCAAUGUAACUCAUUCUCUGCACUCUCUUUUGAAACUAGAGAAAUCAUUUAAUUUGAUAUUCUAUGCAGUUAAUAUUGACCACUAUGUGUCUUCUGUAAAUUCAUGACUGUCCUGCCAGUAUGUGUUUUCCUGAUGCAUGGUGUCCCACAAAAUAAUUGCAUGGAAAACACUUAUCCAUUGUACUGUAUAUUGAAAUUUCUUUGCUCAUGAAUUUUUCUGUAUCACUGCAACACGUGUUUGAUUUCUGUUUUGAUUAUGUUCCAAAAGAAUGUAUUUUAUAUCAUGAUAUGACACAUGUUUUGUAUACUUGCUUAAGAUGCAUAUGCUUUUGCAUUAAAAUACUCGAACAAUCUGUAUUCAUUGAGUAAUUCGAAUAAAG